Molecule: messenger RNA, 1590 nt
Organism: Neofelis nebulosa (Clouded leopard)
Lineage: Eukaryota; Metazoa; Chordata; Mammalia; Carnivora; Felidae
Product: C-X-C motif chemokine 6-like
Exons: 4
Coding region: 67-507 (146 amino acids)
Biological process (GO): cellular response to lipopolysaccharide; antimicrobial humoral immune response mediated by antimicrobial peptide; inflammatory response
Cellular component (GO): extracellular region
Molecular function (GO): CXCR chemokine receptor binding; chemokine activity
Source: RefSeq, a predicted model, not a curated record
UUUCCCAAGCAUCCCAAGGCUUGAGCUUCCCGCGGAGGGGGGAAGGGGCCCGUGCCGAUAAAAGGGAUGCGGAGAACUUGGGGAAGCCACAGUGCGAGGGAGCUUCAAAUCCGGGCUCCUCUCCCGCCUCUGGAACCCGCACCCCUCGCCGCACUCGUGGCCGCCAUGAGCCUCCCGCCGAGCCGCGCCGCCCGCGCCCCCCGCCUUUCGGGCUCGCUGUGCGCGCUGCUCCUGCUGCUGCUGCUGACGCCGCCGGGGCCCCUCGCCAGCGCCGGUCCCGUCGCGGUCAUAGUGAGGGAGCUGCGUUGCGUGUGUUUAACCACCACACCGGGGAUUCAUCCCAAAAUGAUCGCUAAAAUGCAGGUGAUCGCGGCCGGGCCACAGUGUCCCAAGGUGGAAGUCAUAGCCACCCUGAAGAACAAGAAGGAAGUCUGUCUGGACCCAGAAACCCCUGUGAUGAAGAAAGCCAUCCAGAAAAUCUUAGACAGUGGGAAAAAGGCUGAUUAAGAGAAAGGACCAUGCGUUGGAAAAAAUUGCCCAGUUCCUUGGCCGAGCCGUUUUCUGCGUGUCUCAGGACCCAGUGAAGACGAAAGCAAGGGCUGGUUUUCUCCAGCGAGUUAGGCUUUUUCAUGAACUCCCUACUUGUGAGAGAAGGGCUGAGCGAAGAUUUAUUUUUGUCCUUCCAGCUUAAUGCCCCGGUCCUGAAGUACUUCACAUAGUAUUCCCUGCUAUUUAUUUGCUGUUAUUUUGCCUGCUGUGCUAUUGAAACCUUUGGCAAUUGACUGAACUGUGAGUCAAAAAUCACUGGUUAUUAAUCGUUCAAGGUGACUUUUGUCAUUUUAGAAUAUAUUCCUGAUACUGUUACUGAGGAGGCUGGGGAUUUCAUGUGUGAAUGGUAUUUCAUUAGAAUGCUGUAUGUGAAGAUAUAUUGCUAUCUUUACUCCUCAUGAAAUAGGAAAUGUUUUAGUAUUGUUUCUUGGGGAAUAUGUCAGGAGAACUCUUUGCUCUUAGACCUGAAAUGCUGAGUUGUAUUGCCUUAGAAAGCUGAGCGUAUCGUGCAGUUAUCUGUAUAAAAUAUAUUUCCUUAUUUAGAAUUUUUAAAUGUUUAAGUUCUAUAAGGAGUAAUAUAUUCUUUUCCUAUAACUUUAGACAUUUGAUGUCUUCUUAGUAUGGCAUAAUGUCAUGACUUACUUGUUAAACUUUGAUUUUAUGGUAUAUAUUAACCAUUUUGCUAGGAGUACUAUUAUUCUAGUCACUAAAGAUGUUUUGGAUAAAUGAAGAAGCUAGGAAAUAGGUAAAUUCCCUACUUCCAGUUUUUAUAGAAAUGCACUGUUUGCAUUUUUUAGCAACAAAGGCAAACUUAGCCAUGACCCGUACUCCGGCAGUUUUGAAAAUGUAUUUGCGCCAUUUAAAUAUAGAUUCACAUUUGGUUUUCAAGAAAUAUACGCAGGUUGAGGUUUUGACCAUUUUGUUAUAAAGAAUUACCUACGCAUCACACCUGCGAUGUCAAAAUUACUUUUCAUCAUAUGUCUUACUGGUUUAUGGUACUUCUUCUGUUCUUUGGAAAAAAUAAAAGAUAUAUAACAUUUA